This is a messenger RNA of Ochotona curzoniae (black-lipped pika), 1665 nucleotides long. RefSeq names its product cartilage associated protein (gene CRTAP). The record is from RefSeq and is a predicted model, not a curated record. Gene Ontology annotation, biological process: collagen fibril organization; peptidyl-proline hydroxylation to 3-hydroxy-L-proline. Bases 36 to 1241 code for a protein of 401 amino acids. Lineage: Eukaryota; Metazoa; Chordata; Mammalia; Lagomorpha; Ochotonidae. Gene Ontology annotation, cellular component: endoplasmic reticulum. Gene Ontology annotation, molecular function: collagen binding; protein binding. The transcript has 7 exons.
UCUGCUCCGUCCUUCCUUCCGCUCCGCCGGGUGCCAUGGUGCCGGGGCCCCGGGCGGCCGCCGCCCUGCUGGCGGUGCUAUGCGCGGGCUGCGCGCUGCGCCCUGGGCGCGCCCAGUACGAGCGCUACAGCUUCCGCAGCUUCCCGCGGGAUGAACUGAUGCCGCUCGAAUCUGCCUACAGGCACGCGCUGGACCAGUACAGCAGCGAGCACUGGGCCGAGAGCGUGGGUUACUUGGAGAUCAGCCUACGGCUGCACCGCCUGCUGCGGGACAGCGAGGCCUUCUGCCAUCGUAACUGCAGCGUGGCGCCGCAGGGCGAAGCCUCCGCUGCUCUGCUGCGCUACCCGGAGCUGCGCCUUUUCGGGGACCUGCUGCGCCGCGCUCACUGCCUCAAACGCUGCAAGCAGGGCCUACCGGCCUUCCGCCAGUCGCAGCCCAGCCGCGAAGUGCUGGCCGACUUCCAGCGCCGCGAGCCCUACAAGUUUCUGCAGUUCGCCUACUUCAAGGCAAAUAAUCUCCCAAAAGCCAUCGCAGCAGCUCACACGUUUCUCCUGAAGCAUCCGGAUGAUGAGAUGAUGAAGAGGAACAUGGCCUAUUAUAAGAGCUUGCCUGGUGCCGAGGACCACAUCAAAGACCUGGAAACUAAGUCGUAUGAGAGCCUGUUCAUCCGCGCCGUGCGGGCGUACAAUGGCGAGAACUGGAGGACGUCCAUCACGGACAUGGAGCUGGCCCUGCCUGACUUCUUCAAAGCCUUCUAUGAGUGCCUUGCGGCCUGCGAGGGCUCCAGGGAGAUCAUAGACUUCAAGGACUUCUACCUCUCCAUAGCAGAUCAUUAUAUAGAAGUUCUGGAAUGUAAGAUACAGUGUGAAGAGAACCUCACCCCGGUGAUUGGAGGCUACCCAGUGGAGAAGUUUGUGGCCACCAUGUAUCAUUAUUUGCAGUUUGCUUAUUAUAAGUUGAAUGACCUGAAGAAUGCUGCCCCGUGUGCAGUCAGCUACCUGCUCUUUGACAAGCACGACAGUGUCAUGCAACAAAACCUAGUGUAUUACCAGUACCACAGGGACAAGUGGGGCCUCUCGGACGAGCACUUCCAGCCCAGACAGGAAGCGGUUCAGUUCUUCAACGUGACGACACUACAGAAGGAGCUGUAUGGCUUUGCCAAGGAGCACAUCAUGGACGAUGAUGAGGGAGAAGUCGUGGAGUACGUGGAUGACCUCUUGGCACUGGAGGAGACCAGCUGAGUCCCCAGCGGCAGGCAGGACACACAGAUUCUUCAUCCUCUCUUCCCAGUAGCCCGGGUGGUCGAUACCUCAGAGCCUUCCCUUUACAAGGUGAAAGGGAAGACCCAUCACUCUUACCAUGUGGAACCGGGAGAGCCCGUGUUUGCACCUGUCUUCCCAUCUCCCCAUCUUCAAACCUGUCUUCCUUUUUUGUCAUCUUCCUGUCUUCCCACCUGUCUUCCCCACUUUGGCUGGAGGGACAGUCCUACCCUGUCUCUUCCCUACCAAGAAAAUCAGUAUUAUAAUUUCUUAAAUAAGAAAAAGAAACCCAAAAAAUGGUAAUUGUGCCAACCUAUUUUGGCCUCUCUGCUCUUCCAAUUUUAGUCAUAAGUAUAUAAGUACCCCCGUUUUAUUAUAAAAGAAAAAAAGCUAAGUUUAUUAUGGU